AUGGCGGCAAAAGUAAUCAAAGCUGGUGGCUACACAUUUCACAUACGUUCUGUGGCUGGUAUUGAGUCCUGUUGCUACGUAGAUGCUAUUGAUGUGGCAUUUGAUCUCGGUUGUCUUGUGGACCGUGUAGUCAGUAAAUCGCACGUGUUCAUCACACAUGGACACAUUGAUCAUAUCGGAGCAUUGAUGGCGCAUGCUGCGCGACGAGCUCUUCUCAAGCAACAUCCAGCUCAGUAUUAUGUGCCUGCACACCUCGUCCCUCACCUGAAUAGCAUCUGUCAGUCUACAGCAGCCAUGCAGGGUGAUGCGCCCUUUCCAGCUCGCAUCAUGCCGCUCGAGGCAUUCGAUGAGGUGCAAGUCUCGUCGAAAUACGUGGUGCGAGCGGUGCCCACGACGCACCGCGUGCCGAGUCUAGGCUAUAUUCUGUAUGAGAAGAAGAACCGUCUGAAGCCGGAGUAUCGGCUACUACCACGCCAGGAAAUUGCAGUGCUUAGGCGUUCAGGGCAUGAGACCUCAUUCGUUCAGCUGACGCCCGAGAUUGCGUACACGGGUGACACGACCAUCGAGGCAUUCACGGCAGCAGCAGACAACGAGUUGACGAACGACUUGCUGCGUGUGAAAGUGCUCAUCACGGAGGCCACAUACGCCGAUUCCAAAAUGACAGUUCAAGACGCUGUUGAUCGUGGUCAUAUGCACCUUGACCAGGUACAUAUUCCAGCUCUUGACUGCGUGCCUCAUUGUGGGUGA
Peronospora belbahrii is the source of this 747-nucleotide messenger RNA. Lineage: Eukaryota; Oomycota; Peronosporomycetes; Peronosporales; Peronosporaceae. The record is from the annotation of a GenBank genome assembly.